Messenger RNA from Kluyveromyces lactis, 1968 nucleotides. Its product is annotated as Zn(II)2Cys6 transcription factor. The transcript has a single exon. NCBI's taxonomy places the organism in Eukaryota, Fungi, Ascomycota, Saccharomycetes, Saccharomycetales, Saccharomycetaceae. The coding region runs from base 1 to 1968 and encodes 655 amino acids. Gene Ontology annotation, molecular function: DNA-binding transcription factor activity, RNA polymerase II-specific; zinc ion binding. Gene Ontology annotation, biological process: regulation of DNA-templated transcription. The record is from RefSeq and is a predicted model, not a curated record.
AUGCCUAAAAGCAGAAACAAGCCGACGAGAUCAUGUCUUAUGUGCCAAAGACGUAAGAAGAAGUGUGAUCGGAAAGCACCCAGUUGUUCAGCGUGUUUGAAAAAAGGCUAUGAAUGCAUCUACAAUGUGAAUCUGCAAUCGCAGUUGGUCGAUGGAACAAAGCAACUAUCCAAGUCGCAACUGAUAGCUAAAAUUGGCAUUCUCACAUCACAACUUCGUGAAAAAUCCGACAAAAACACCGGUAAUCCGUUGACUAAACUUUGGUACACAUCUUCCAAGUAUGGAAGAGUGUUGACAUAUGGACCAACAUCAGUUCGAUGUUUGAUAAAGUCGUCUCGUAUGGGGUGGUACUACUCUGAGAUUUGGAAAACUAUUAAAGAAAAGCGGAACGAAUGGAAGAAGAAACACGUUCAUGCCAUCAAAAUGGAGGAAGUUUACUCCGUUGGCAAUCCAAUUCUUUUAAGAAGUGGUAAUUCUGUGCUAGAUGCCUUGUGCGGCUGCUUGCCGUCGAUGGACGUUAUCAAAGUAUAUUUAACUAGUUUCUUCAAUUCUUCGUUGUUUAAAGAGUUCGAGAUAGUUGAUCCAAAUAAAGUGUUCUCUGACGUUGAUCUAUGUUUAAUUGCUGUCAAUGGGGAGAUAAAAUCUAUUGAAUUAGGUAACAAGAAAAAUUAUUAUAGAGUAGGCCUUAUUACAAAGAUUCUUUCAAUGACGUACUUCCACGAUAAGAAUACUCCGGCAAUUGACGUUUUCCACAAAUAUUUGGCCUCUUUCGAAAGUGCCAAGUCUGCUCAUCUUGAGAGAAUUCAGUUUUUCAUGUUGAAGUACAUCCAUAUCAAUGCUAAGGGAUUUACUGGCGGUGACGGAGGUAACAGUCUUGCCGUGGUAAGCUUAGCGUUUUCAACCGCGUUACAGAUCGGGUUGUUUAGAAGAGAAACUCUGAAGCUCUUCAGGGACGAUGAUCGUUACAUAUCAAAUUUAUGGCAGCUUAUUGUUCAAGCAGAUUUAGAAUGCUCAUUCUCCAUCGGAUCUGCUUUAUUGAUUAGUGAUGAUUUUCUGUUUGAUUUUGAUCAAAGCCCAGGUAUGACAAUUGAAACCGAACAGAAUUAUUCACCUGCUAGUUAUUUGCUAUUCUUGAGAAAAAUUAUAGCAGAAGUGUAUUCUACCAAAAAUGCUCCUGAUUUGAAAGUUUCUAUACUUCAAUUGAAGUUCUCCAUUCUAACCAAUUUUGGAUCUCUUACGCCUUACUUGUCUCAAGGUAUUAAUGAUGAACCUAUUAAUUUUCAUAAGCUUUUAACGAUUCUUCUCUCUUUACAGAUGAUCUCAAAUUUGUCCAUAAUUGAAUCUCAGAUUAACCCAAGCGGGUCCAAACAAUUGAUACAAAAUGCAUCCUUGUGCCAUAUCGCAUCACUGGUCUUGGUUCUGAAUUAUAUUCGUGCCGUAUAUAACCGACAAAGAACAAUCAAGGGCACAACUAACGUUGAUUCCUGUUUAGAUAUCAGUUUAGGGUUAUAUCUGCACCAUACUGUGUUACCGAGAGUCACACAUGAGCUCGUUCUUAUAUUUUCUGAUGCAUACAUGAAUCGUGAAGACGAUGGGUCGGCCGUUGUGUCCAGUGAUGUAGAUCUUCAGAAAUUCAUUGCUACGUUUGAUACGUAUUUGCAAACUGACACCGACGUGUCAUUUAAUGCCGUUUUAGCUUACAGGUAUUUCAAAUUGGUUCAUGACACCUUCAAAAAUGAACGUGGGUUGGAAUUAGACAACUUACUCAAUCAAUCAUACUUGUUUAUUGUAUCGGACGAGUUUUCCACUAGCAUUAUCCAGGCAUUUGACUGGUCAUUGCCACCCACCAAUCAAGAAUCACAUAUUCUCGAUAUGAAUGCACUUCCUUAUGGCAUUAGGGAUAACGAUCUAUUUCUUGAUUCUGCGCUUGACAUGUUUGAUGAUGAAUUUUCAACGUUCUUUGCGUAG